Molecule: messenger RNA, 2216 nt
Organism: Ictalurus furcatus (blue catfish)
Lineage: Eukaryota; Metazoa; Chordata; Actinopteri; Siluriformes; Ictaluridae
Product: Alpha-aspartyl dipeptidase-like
Exons: 9
Coding region: 107-829 (240 amino acids)
Biological process (GO): proteolysis
Molecular function (GO): serine-type peptidase activity
Source: RefSeq, a predicted model, not a curated record
CAGGGUCCUUGGGUGCAGAACACGACAAUGCGGAAGUAGGGCUGUGUUUCUGGGUUAAAUUGUCAUGUGGUCCUGACUGUCCUCCUGCAGGCUCGGAGCUGUGAUCAUGAACAGACGUCUGCUGCUGGUGUCCAACUCCACUCUGUAUGGAGGAGGAUAUCUCCAGCACUGUCAGAACAACAUCUCUCACUUCUUCGGAAAACAGGUGAAGAGAGUCCUGUUCGUCCCGUACGCUCUACACGACCAAGAUGCGUACACCAAGACGGCCAGGGACAAGCUGAAGAGUCUGGGUUAUGAAGUGGACAGUGUUCACGAGGCUGCAGACCCUGUCGAGGCCGUGCGUAAAGCCGAGGCCAUAUUCAUCGGUGGAGGAAACACGUUCCGUCUGCUCAAAGCCCUCUACGAUAACAACCUGGUGACUGAAAUUAAAAAAAGAGUGCUUCAGGAUGGAGUUCCGUACAUGGGUUCGAGCGCCGGCACGAACGUGGCCACAGUGAGCAUUAACACAACUAACGACAUGCCCAUCGUUUACCCCCCCAGCUUCUCCGCCAUCGGCCUCGUCCCAUUCAACAUCAACCCACACUACCUGGACACCGACCCUAACAGCAGGCACAUGGGGGAAACACGUGAGCAGAGAAUUACUCAGUAUCAUGAGGAGCUGAACACACCAUGUGUGCUGGGUCUGAGAGAAGGAUCCAUGCUGCUGGUGGAAGGAAACACAGUCACGUUACUUGGCACCACCAACGCUCGACUCUUCCAGAGGGGGAAGGAGCCGAGUGAACACGUACCUGGAAGUGAUUUGAGCUUUUUACUGACCGAUGCACAGUAAUGGAUUAAUGAGCAAAUCAGGACAGGACAAAGAACACCAUGGCACAGAUUUAUGAGAAAUGCUGCCCACAUAUGUAAUAAACUUUGUUCUAUAAAGCUACUGUGUGAGUCUAAAUACAAAUUAGAACUGAAGAUUGAAUUUAAAGAUUUGAUGAAACAUCUGAUAUUUUUGCAGCGGGUGAGGAUUUCCUCGUCUGUAUUGUGGCUUUAACACUAACACGUACAGGUUCUGAUUCAGAAGUAAAGGAUUGUCUGAGCAGUGUGGGAACCGCUCCGUUUUUCAGGAGUAGCCUUCGUGUGUAGCCUGCGUCAUACUUCCUCCGUUUUCAGAAGACUAAACAAAGGGGUUUCGCUUUCGUACUGAAACACGCAGCAUCUCUGCAACAGGCACCUGAGUUCACUGAAGCCACGCCUUCUUUCUCCAGGAUCGAGGCGUUGUCUGUUAGAAUAAAUCCCUUUGGAGGAGACAGAGUUUUGGGACCCCUUUAAUCUAACAUGUUAAUAAACUGAUGAAUUAAAACCUCUUCAUUGUCAGUUUAAACCACCUGAGAGAUUCAGACUGAUGAGAAAACACAGCUGAAGUUUAAUCCAUUAUUUAUUUAUUUAAUUUUAGAAUCAUGGAAGCGUUACAGAAAUCACCUAAACCUCACUCUGAAAUAAAAUUUAAAAAAAAAAAAGGAAAGAUGAAAUACUCGGUGAAAAACGUUAAGGAGUCGAGUUUUAAUUACUGACAUGACUUUUUAUGCACCGACAAAAACCUGACGAAAAUCCUGACAAGUUUAGAUGAUUCAGUUGUUUGGAGUGUAAAUGUGACCCAAUAUGGGUAAAUUCAUCCGCCCGAGUGAUCAAACAACAGUAACCAUGGAUACGAUGUAGAACAGGGGACUGUCUUGUAGGGAGUGUAAAAUAACUACAGUGUAAGCACUCGUUAAGGGCUCGUUAACAAAAUGAACAUAAACCUGCAUUUUAGGAGCUUGAAUAGCCGACGUGAGCUCGAGUCUUUCCUCAGAGAAUCAUUCGCUAGUCAGCGUUCUCGCAAGAGAUCCACAGUUUGUUAUUUUAACGACAUCAGAAUUCAUUACAAUAAGUAAGAUCUGUUUUCUGUAGUAAAAUAUAUUUAAUUCUGUGAUGUAUUUUUUACUUAAAGAAGAUUUGUGUUAGCGAUGUAGAGGUCGUAAACAGAAAACGAUAAACACGUUAGGGUCCAGGAUACCCACAAUGCACUGCAACUAUACUUCUGUGGGGAAUAGUGAGUGUUUAAAUCUUCAUUUAUUUUGAAACAAAGUGUUUUAAUAAUUCAGUGAUUUUGUAUGACUAAUAUGCGUCAUGGAAAGACAAACAAAUCUGUUUGUUUUGUAGAAAAUGGUGCAAAAAAAAAAGAAAGAAAA